Messenger RNA from Ictalurus furcatus (blue catfish), 5964 nucleotides. RefSeq names its product ETS transcription factor ERG (gene erg). Gene Ontology annotation, molecular function: sequence-specific DNA binding; DNA-binding transcription factor activity, RNA polymerase II-specific. NCBI's taxonomy places the organism in Eukaryota, Metazoa, Chordata, Actinopteri, Siluriformes, Ictaluridae. The record is from RefSeq and is a predicted model, not a curated record. Gene Ontology annotation, cellular component: nucleus. Gene Ontology annotation, biological process: cell differentiation; regulation of transcription by RNA polymerase II. Bases 859 to 2250 code for a protein of 463 amino acids. The transcript is spliced from 11 exons.
AGGUAGGAGUUGUGAGAUCUUCAAUGUCUUCCAGAGGAAAUGGUCCAGACUGGAACAGAGCCAGAACCAUAUACAGCCAGUCAUAAGCAUCAGUUCAUCUCAUCAAAGCAGCAGAGUCGAAGCUCCAGCCAAUUCCCACUACUUUCACACAUCACCAUUGGCCAGCUGCUGCGGAGAUGGGUGACAUGAUUCAAUGCUUUUGUGUGUUGAAAAGAAACUUUAAUACUUUUUUUAAGCUUUAGGCAGACAUGGUGUAAUGUAUGUGGUCUCCUUUGAGUUGUUCAGUGUGAGGCCUCAUCCUCAGAGGCUGAAAUGAAGGGGAAAAGAUGUUGACUGUAUAACAAAAUUCACAUGAACUCAUACAAAUACAUAUAAACACACCCAGCAGCUAAACCUUAUCCCUGUCCUCAGUCCAACUAAAGGAUCAUGCCAGAAGGUCUGUGAGCCGAUCCAAGAAAUCUGGCAUUCAGGAAUGUUAUUUGCGCUGGGAUCAGACCGUGGCUUUCUUCUUUCUGGUCUUUUUUCUCUCCUUUUUUGUGUGUGUGCUUGUGUGUCAAGGGGACAGACUUGUGGUCUGGUCACAUUCACUGUGAACAGCAUGUGCAGAAAACCUGCCGAACUCCCAGACAUUUGUUAUCCAGGAGUCCUCCAGUAGGGCCUCUGCCAAGCUGUGACAGAGACGCUGGCUCACACACGCACACAAGCUUGCAUGUGCAGAGUGGCGGCAAGCAGGCCAGCACAGAUGAGCUCGCCGUGGCAAGAGGGUAGACGUUCUCUGAGGAGGCGCUGUCCGUGGUGAGUGAGGAUCAAUCUCUGUUUGAGUGUGUCUACAGCGUGGCCCAGCAGGCCAAGCCAGACAUGACAGCAUCAGCAGUGAGUGAGUAUGGCCAGAGUAAGCUGAGUCCCCGGGCCACACAGCAGGACUGGCUCACCCCUCCACCUGGCCGUGUCACCAUCAAGAUGGAGUGCAACAACGGAGGAGGAGGAGCAGGAACCACAGGAGGCGGAGGAGGAGGAGGAGGAGGUGGAAGAGUGGGGCAAGUGAACGGCUCUAGGAGCUCUCCAGAUGACUGCAGUGUGGGGAAAGGAAAGAUGGCAAGUGGAGGUGAUGGUGCUCCUAUGACCUAUAGCAGCUACAUGGAGGACAAGCAUGCCGCCCCUCCCAAUAUGACGACCAAUGAGCGCAGAGUCAUUGUACCUGCAGACCCCACGCUAUGGACGGCGGAUCAUGUGCGUCAGUGGCUGGAGUGGGCUGUAAGGGAGUACGGCUUGCUGGAGGUGGACAUCUCACUGUUCCACAACAUUGAUGGCAAGGAGCUCUGUAAGAUGAGCAAAGAGGACUUCCAGCGUCUCACGCCCAGCUACAAUGCUGACAUCCUACUGUCUCAUCUCCACUACCUACGGGAGACUCCACUUCCCCAUUUGACUUCAGACGAUGUUGACAAAGCCUUGCAAAACUCGCCACGGUUAAUGCAUGCACGUAACACAGGAGGUGCAAGCUUCAUCUUCCCCAACACUCCUGUCUACCCACCUGACACUCCCAGAGCCCCUGCAAGACCAGAUUUGGCUUAUGAAGCUGCAAGACGAUCUGCAUGGCCACCCCAGUCAGCGUCAACCAAUAAAGUUUCACAGUCUUCACCAGCCAUUGUCACCAAAACAGAGGAGCAGAGGCCACAACUUGAUCCAUAUCAGGUUUUGGGACCAACGAGCAGCAGGCUGGCAAACCCAGGUUCGGGUCAGAUCCAGCUGUGGCAGUUCCUUCUGGAGCUGCUCUCGGACAGCGCGAACUCGAGCUGCAUCACAUGGGAAGGCACAAAUGGCGAGUUCAAGAUGACCGACCCAGACGAGGUGGCUCGGCGCUGGGGAGAGCGUAAGAGCAAGCCCAACAUGAACUACGACAAGCUGAGCCGUGCUUUGCGCUACUACUAUGACAAAAACAUCAUGACCAAGGUGCAUGGAAAGCGCUAUGCCUACAAAUUCGACUUCCAUGGCAUUGCCCAGGCCUUACAGCCUCAUCCUCCUGAGUCCGCCAUGUACAAAUACCCUUCUGAUCUGCCCUAUGUGAGCUCCUACCACCCCCAUACGCAGAAAAUGAACUUUGUUUCACCUCACCCCCAGGCGCUGCCUGUCACGUCCUCUGGCUUCUUUGGUGCACCCAACCCUUACUGGAACUCACCCGGAGCUGGCAUCUACCCUAGUCCACGUCAUCCAGCCACCCACAUGCCGCCUCACCUGGGCACCUAUUACUAGGUGUCUCAGUGUGGGCAAGAAAAUAACAGCAUCUUUCCUGAGUGGAACUGGAGCGCCCUCAAGAGGCUGAAAAUAGCAGCUUUGUGCUGAGCCAGGGAACUGGAUAUGGUGGUGUAAUUAUCUACACAGGAGGAGGAAGUAGGAAAUGGAGGAGGCACACAAUAACAAACAUGUAAAGAAACCAAAAUUUGACUGUGGGAUGUUGUAAUCAAUACUUUUUAAGAGGUUCUCAAUUGUAUGUAGACCAGUGAGUCUAAAUUACAUCAGAUUAUCUAAGGAAUGCAAAAUAACAAUGCAAACAAAAGGUCCUGCGCAAUUUGACUGCAAUGCAAUAAAUAUUUCAAGGCCAAGUAGCUUGUACAUGCUGUCUGCAAGGCUAAACAAGCAUUCUUAUGGGCACAAGAUGGCCUCUGGACGCAAUGCCAACAUAUUCAAGACUUUAAGGUCAGCAGCAGGUCAUUAAGAGAAUGUGAAAGAGGACAAUCUAGCAAGUUGCAUUCAUGUAAAAAGGGCUUUUAAUUUACCAAAGACAAAAAAAAAUUAGGUGCAUGAACAGUUAUAUAUUAUUCUAUAUGUGUUAAGUAUUAAACUACCUUCAUUUGAAUAAACAUAUCAGAGAGAGUUAGUAAGAUGUAAAUGAAUUAAACAGGUGGGUGAAGUGUGAAAGUAAGAGAAUGGCUCAGAGAAAGAGAGAGAGAGAAAAUGGAAAAUGUUGAGUAUUAGUCAGGGAAUGAGAUGAAGGCAAGGUAAAGAAAGUAUCAAGUAUUACUGCUUUGGAUAUAAACUGCCAUAUUUAUCAGUAUUAUACUACAUAGUAGUUCAUAUGGCAUUAUAGAGGAUAAAGAAGGGACAUUUACUUGAUUGUUAAUUUCAUAAAGGGAAGAACCUUGAAAAUGAUUUUGAUUUAAAAAAAAAAACUGGAAAUGGAAAUAUUCUUUAAGUGUUUUAAAUGACCUCAGACAUUUUUAGACAGAGGUGGAUUUUUAAAAUCAGUGCCUUAUUGAAGAAGUUUUUCACACAUUGGUGGAGGUUUUACCAAAGUACCAGUUUAUGUGUUGUUAUUAUUAUUAUUUUCUGAGUCGCGAACGCUGUGCGUUUGUCAGAUUGAAGUAUACAAUUCAGUGUUAUAUUUCAUUUUAUAUGAUAGAUAUAUAACUUAUGCAUUUAAACACUACGAGUUGAUCUCAGCCAGCUAAAUACAGACAUUUAUAUGAUAGUUUUAGGAGAAAGAAAAAACGUGGACCAAAGUUAGCAAAAGAAAGUGAACCGCUGUGGCCUUUGAACUUUAAGCUCUGUAUACAGUAUGAUUGUUUACAAAUGUAAGCCAUGUGUGCUAAUAUAAAAUGAAUUGUUUGUGAAAGCUGGUCUGGUUUGGCAUUCAGACUUGUCUCAGUGUUAGCAGCAUUUACACUUAAGACUUCAGAGUAAAAAUAUGUAAAUCUCUAACAACUGAACAACUGGACUGAUGCUCUGAGAUUGGUGACAAAUGGCAGAGAACAUACUUUCAUAAAUUAUAUGAUUUUCUACUGAAUAAAUUUAAUAAACUAUUUUGAAACCAAACUUCUUUUCAAUGUGUAAAGAAUGGUGUUAUAGUAAAUUACAUUUUAUUAAGUGUAUUAUAGUCAGUUACAAAUAAGAAAAAACAUUUUUGUUAAAUAAAUUUAAUUUGCUUACUGAAUUACUAUAAAUGGUGAAAGGCUUCAUGAUUAUUCACUAUUAAAUUAUUAUUGACAUUUUCCACAUAUUACACAGUAUAAUUGUACUGAGAAUACAUUACAUAUUACCAGCUACUAUACUGAAUAUAUUUUAAAUAACUUAAAAAAAGCAAUAGAAACUCUGUGUGUGUGUGUGUGUGUGUGUGUGUGUGUGUGUGUGUGUGUGUGUGUGUGUGUGUGUGUAAAUAGAAUGACAAACUCUAACAUAAGCGUGCUUGACAUGAGUUCAUAUGUUGCCACAACAAAUUUAGAAACAUGAGACUGUUCGAAACAUUCUGAGGAGGAAAGAAUAUCAUCCACUAUCAUAAUAAUCCAAGAAUGACAGCAACUAGAAAAAAAUAUUUCAACAUAAAGUAUAGUGUAAAAUGUAACUAAAAUUCCUUUAGCCAUAUUUGAAUAUUGUGAUUUUGUUCAUUUCUCAUUUUGCUCAUGUUCUUCUAGAAUGUUAUAAUUAUGUUGGCUUAACAAAGCCAGCAUACUUUUGUGCUUUAUAAGAUUCAAGUUGCUAUGACUUUUCUAAGUGAUCGGAAAUACGGAAUUCUUGUCUAUCUAGUCAACUGUAAAAGUAUUGGAACCCUAUCUCUCUGUCUCUCUUUUUUUCUUAAUACAGCACAUUACCUUCAGAUUUCAAACUGAUAAGUAUUUUAAACUCUCAAGUUUGUCAUGACGGACUUUACCUAUCUAGUUUGUACAAUAUAAAUAAAAACCGUCUGGUUCGCUGGUAAGAUGCUGCAUUUUAUCAAUCAAAUGCAUAUAGAAUACACACACUGCAUCAGCACAGAAAUCUUCUGUCCUAUAAUGGUUAUCUGUUAAUAUUUAGUGGAAGCUUUUAUCCUUUUGUAAUCCGUGCUUAUUCAUUUCAUUUCAAUACCGCUUAUCUCCUUUACUGCUUUAUUGUGUUUGUUCUGAAACUUAACCUGAAAAUCUAUCUGUAGGCUGCAACCACACUCUAUUCACUAUAUAGUGCACUAUUCUGUAAGUCCAUGUAAUAUGAUAAUACAUAAUUAACUGUGAACUUAGAAUUCACUUUGAUCUGUAUGAUGAAGAGGGUGGGGAUCAUUGUUACUUAGUUGUUAGCACAUUUGCCUCACACCUCUGGGGUUGGGAGUUCCUGCCUCUGCCCUUUGUGGACAGAGCUUGCGUGUUCUCCCUGUGAUUUGGGAUUUUCCUCCGGGUACUCCGGUUUCCUCCCCCAGUUCAAAGACAUGCAUUGUAGGCUGAUUGGCAUGUCCAAAUUGUCCGUAGUGUGUGAAUGGUGGUGUGAGUGUGAGUGUGUGAGUGUGAUUGUUCCACACCAUCCAGGGGGUUCCCUGCCUUGUGCCCCUAGUUCUCUGGGAUAGGCUCCAGGCGUCCCGUGACCUUGUGCAGGAUAAGUGGCACAAAAAAUGGAUGGAUGGAUGGAUGGACAGAUGGAUGAUGAAGAGGGUGUGGUGUUGGCACAUUGCCAGCCCCCUGACAUUUAAUAUGGGCUUUAUGUUAGAGAAAAUUAUUAUACUGUCUCAGAAUUAUUAGCAAACAAUGCAACUGAUCCCAUAUACAGCCCUCUACUAAUAUUGACACCCUUGGUAAAUAUGAGCAAAGAAGGCUGUGAAAAAUUGUCUUUAUUGUUUAACCUUUUGAUCUUUUCCUUAAAAAGAAUUCACAAAAAAUAUUCUGCUCUCAUGGAUAUUAAACAAUUGCAAACACAACACAUGUUUGUCCAAAAAAUAUAUAUAUUUGUUAAAUAUAGGUGUACAAAAAUUAUUGGCACCCUUUUAGUCAAUACUUUGUGUUACCUCCCUUUGCCAAGAUAACAGCUGUGAGUCUUCUCCUAUAAUGCCUGAUGAGGUUGGAGAAUACAUGGCAAGGACUUUUUCUUGAAACCCUUCCAGAUAACUUGUGGUGAUGUAGAUGACUUCGGAUUGUAGUUUUGGAGACUUUCUGGCCCCAAGAUGCAACUAACUUCUGCAAUUCUCCAGCUGUGAUCCUUCGAGAUUUUUUGGCCACUCGAACCAUCCUC